Halichondria panicea is the source of this 6265-nucleotide messenger RNA. Its product is annotated as ankyrin repeat domain-containing protein 17-like. Bases 170 to 6016 code for a protein of 1948 amino acids. Lineage: Eukaryota; Metazoa; Porifera; Demospongiae; Suberitida; Halichondriidae. Gene Ontology annotation, molecular function: protein binding; RNA binding. The transcript has 21 exons. The record is from RefSeq and is a predicted model, not a curated record.
GCCAUGUGGGUGUUUAUUAGACUUCAAUGUUUCAACUCCACGUGGUUGCUUUCCUAAAGUUAGAACAGAAAACAGAAAAUGGCUACAAUCUAUCAGACUUUGGAUAAGGAAUGAAGAGUUUCUCAAGCCAAUAAAGACUGCUCUGUGAACACAACUGUGGGGGUCAGGGAUGAGCCAGUUGAAGACAGAAGAGGCUGGUUUCUCACUGGGCUCUGACGCCACUGAGAGUGUCUUUCGCUCUGUGACAGAGGCUGAAGUAAGUCUGGACGAAAUGCUGAGCCUCGCUUGUCGCCAGGGGAAACAAGACAUAGUCGAACUGCUGUUGGAGAGCGGAGCGAAUGUGAAUCAUCGCAAUAAAGCCGGGAACACCCCCCUUCUGGAAGCCUGUAGUCAAGGUCAUGUGAGCAUUGCCAAAUUACUACUCGAUCGGCAUGCCGAUAUAGACGCACCUACGGAGACUACCUUCGACAGUGCCCUCACCUGGGCCUGCACGCUCGGGAACAUCGAUAUUGUUACCAUUCUCCUUGAGCAUAAAGCCAAUGUUGAGCACCGCACGAAAGACGGAUGCACUGCACUUAUGUUUGCUGCCCUAGCCGGCCACGAGAAAGUUGCUCGGCUCCUACUGGACCACAAGGCCAAGAUCAAUGUCGAGUCAGACAGCAACAAGGAUAGCCCUCUCACCUUUGCCUGUUGGAAAGGCCAUCAGAAGGUGGUGAAGCUGUUCCUCGAGCGAAAGGCCAAUAUUGAGCAUCGUACAAAGGAGGGUUUCAGUCCUCUGAUGUUUGCUGCUUUGGGGGGGCACACUCAGGUUGCAGAGCUGCUCUUGAAGCACAAGGCCGAGGUGAACACCCCAAGUGGGAGUAACAACGAUAUCCCCUUGACGAGUGCCUGCUGGAAGGGUCACCAUCAGGUGGUCCGGCUACUCUUGCAGCAUAGCUCUGAUAUUGAGCACCGGACCAAGGACGGAUGCACUCCACUCAUGCUGGCUGCUAGGGAAGGCCAUCUCUCUGUUGCCAAGCUGCUCCUAGAGCACAAUGCCAAGGUGAACGUGCCCUCAGGGAGUGAGAACAACAUUCCCCUGACACUGGCGUGUUGGAAGGGCCAUCGCGAUGUGGUGGACCUGCUGUUGGACAAUGCCUCCAACAUUGAGCACCAGAACAAGGCCGGAUGCACACCUCUCAUGCUCGCAGCAAGGGAGGGUCACCUGAAUGCCACCCAGCUGCUACUGGACUCUGCUGCUCAGAUCGAUGUACCCUCGGGUAGCAACGAUGACACCCCCCUCACCCUUGCUUGUUGGAAGGGCCACGAUGACGUCGUGCAGCUGCUCAUUGAGCGACUCUCCUCAGUGAACCACCAGACCAAGACUGGCUGUACCCCUCUCAUGGAGGCAACACGGGAGGGUCAUGUGGGUGUGGCCAGACUGCUGCUCGAGGCGGGGGCAGAUGUGGAGACACCAGACAACUAUGGCCAGAGUCCAUUCUUCAUGGCCUGUUGGAAAGGUCACGCCGUCGUGGCCGCACUCUUGCUUGAGUAUGACGCUAACAAGGACUGCCGCACUAAGACAGGGAUCACACCCCUCUUCCAGGCUUGCCGGGAGAACCAUGUGGAUGUGGUGAAGCUCCUCCUGGACUACGGCUGCAACUCUAGCACUCCAUUCCCCAACAGCAGGGAGUGUCCUUUGACCCUUGCCGCUGAGAAGGGCUACACUGAUCUGGCAGAGCUGCUCCUUGCACGUGGUGCCAAUGUUGAGACCCGCACUAAGAAGGGAUGCUCACCUUUCUUCCUGGCCUGCAAAGAAGGCUUCACUGGGAUCUCCAUCAUGCUUGCCAAUAGCGGGGCCAGCAUUGAGGCUCCUGACCAGCGAGGCACCACCCCUCUGCUAGCUGCCUAUAAGAACGGCUGUGUGGAGGUAGUGGAAUGGCUACUGGCUCAUGUGGCACACCUGCCCUCAGAUCAGGACUGCCAGAAGGCUCUCAUGUCCCCCAUGCCAGCCGACACUGAUCUACUCCCUCAGAGAUCAAAGUGCCUUGAGCUGAUCAUGAAGGCUAAAAAAGCCCGUGAGCAGGCAGCCCUCAAGAAUGCUCAGAGUCUCUUUGAGGAGCUGGAUGCUGAGAGGGAGAAGAAAGAGACCAAAAAGAAGGCAGCUGCCAAGAAAAGGGACAAGCGGAAACAAAAGAAGAGGAAUCAACAAGCAGAGAAAGUGGAGGCUCUGUGUUGUGAUGACGAGGAGGAAGGUGAUCAGGAGCAACGUCCAGUAGAGGGACGACAGGACCCAGAGGUCAGAGAGGUCACUGACUCACCACCCACCACCUUUGAACCAGCCUCUCAACCAGCAGAAGCCACAGCUGCUCAUUCUUCAACUGGUCCCAGUACCAACAAGAAGACACGCAAAAAAAGCAAGAAAAAAUCGAAGGCCAAUCAGGCGCAAGAAUCUAAUCAUGUGACCCUGGUCCCUCCCACUCCGUCUGGCUACCUCAGUGACUCUGCUGACUCACUGGAGUUCCAUGAUGCUCAGAGUGAGCUGCCAGAUUACCGAUCUGUAGAAUAUGCUCCUCCCAAGCCAGCGAGUGACGAGCUCAGUUCCUCUCAGGAUUCUGUCAAAGAAACAGCUGUCUUCAAGCAGGACACACACCCACUCUCCAGGCAGCAACCCACUCCUAGGCAACCAUCGAAGCUGGCUCCUCAGAUCAAGCUGCAGCGAUCGCUAAAAGCCGUGGAAAAGCAAAUCUCAGAUAAGGUCAAGUCUUCCCUGCCCUCGAAGAAUCAGAAAGAUAUUCGAUCCAGCUCUAAAUCUCAACCUUUUAAAGCCAGGACAAAACCAGUCUCCCCUUCAACGACGAAUGUGCCCCCGAUAACCAUUGCCACACAAGGAGCAGUGUCCAACAGUAUGCCAACCUCAAGCCACUCCAAAACCAAAUCCCAUGCCUCUAGUUCGGCCGACGCAGCUACUGUUGUUGCUAAGAACAGAGCCACUACUCCAUUGGCUCACAGGGAAGAGUGUGCUUCAAGUAGCAACACUCCGAAGAAACAAGGGCAGAGGGCAGCUGGUAGUGGGGAGCAGACCAACAAGGCGCUUCAUGUUCAGCCAUCACGCUCAACAAGAGAUGAUCGCACUGCAAGUGUCAGUCCAGCUCCGUCCAAUCAGAGCUUCUACGAUGAUGGUCAUGUGACUACUUCACAAGACUCGGCUGAUAAGGUAUCUGUGGCCCACGAUGAGAACGUGUGGAACACUAGGAAUGACUGGGAGGGGAUGGACUUGGUCAUGCUCUCUAGAUACAGCACUGAUGAUGACAAGAUCCGGUCUCAAAAGCUUCAGGCUGCUGCUGCUGCUCAGACGUACACACCGGCCACUCGUCCCAGCUCCACAGCUGCAUUCCCCACCCCCACCACCCACGCCACCACCCACUCACACUCCACACCUGUCACAAGUGGCGGCUCCACAGUCUCGUCCACUUCACAGAGCUGGCAUGAGGUGACCCGGACAACACGCACUGUGCAGCUGACUGUAUCCAAUAAUCUUGUGGGUAGGAUUAUCGGACGUGGUGGAUCCAAGAUCAACAAUAUUCAGGAUGCAUCUGGUGCCCACAUCAACGUGUCUAGAAACAUCCCCAAGUCCACUGACCGACUCAUCACCAUCAGGGGGACACAGCGAUCCAUCACUCGGGCCAAGGAGUUGAUUGAUGAGGCUCUGAGCACACCAGAGGGGGGUGCUCUCAUAUCAGCCACACCCUCUCCCGUCCCUUCUAUAGAUGGUGACGUCCGUCUCACACCCUCACACACCUCACAGCUGCAACGCUCCGUGUCACCAGCUACACAGCCUCCCAAGAGGAAGUAUGUCAAUGUGGUCCCCACCACCGUCACGUCCCCCUCAUCAAGCCACGCCUCCCUCACCACCACUGUCUCCGAGACUAGUCAGUACAUAUCCACAGAGAUAUCCUCUUCGAUAAACACUCUCUCUCCAUCUGAAGCAAUGGCUGAUAAAUCGUGCAGCUUAGCCGACAAGUCUGCUAAACUAAAUGCUUGGUCUCAUGAUAGUGGAGGUGGGUCGUUCGCUGCAGUGGCUGCUAACUCAGGCUCCACCCACCUUGAUGAUAGACCACACCUACUAAGACCGUCGUCAUCCAUGAGCUCCACAAAUAGAGCUGAUAUUCGGGAGAGUGACUUUGCUGAAGACCUUGAAUCCAACACAGACUUUCCUCCGCUGCUUGCAAGAUCGCACUCUGACCCUCAAAUGAACACCGAGGAACAGACUAAAGAAGGCGACAAAGACAAAGCAAAGGAGACUCAAUCUCUGGGAUUACAGAUAUCUAAAUUCCCGAUGGCUAACAAGCUCCCACCCAAUCGUUCCUUCUCCCCAACUAUGGCCUCCAUCGAUGCCGUUAGCCCGCAGAAGACAGAGCCACCACCAUCCAGUGUGCCGGUGGUGGAGAAAGUGCCGUUUUCCUCGCCUGGUUCAGAAGACACAGAAGAAGUGAUUGAAGAGGUGGCACACACCACCACGCCCUUCAGAGGACCUUCUAAAUCAGACGGACAAGUGGUCGGGCUAGCAGCAAUUGAGAAGACUGAGAGACACAGACAGCAUCGUGUGUCCCUUCCUGCCAAACCUCUUGCCACUGACAAUGACCCUUCGUCUGAUAUUCCCUCUGACCUCCCGGGCCGUGGUAACUACGGUGCCAUUGGUCCACCCCCUCGCAGAAUAAGCAUCCCCUCGUCAUUUGGUGGGCAGAUGUCUCCAUCACGGAAACUAUCCUAUGCUGGCCUCCCUCAGUUCAGACAGUUUCCCAACUCUCUGGAGAAUCUGGGAGAGAAUGACUCGCUCCAACAGCCACCACCUGGCAGCCCCCACCCUCCUCAAGAAGGGGUGUGGUUUCCUGAACCUAGCGGACCCAGGGAGAGAAGCUUCUCGUGGGCAGGACAGAAUUUCCAUGGCCCCCCACCAUUCCAACACCCCCCACAAGGGCCGUUCCCUCACAAACUACACCACCACCACCCAAAACCUGACCACUCCUUCUCUCCUCGCUCGUCCCCCGGCCCUCACCAUCGCGACGUUGCUCAUUCACAAGGUGUGUACGGAGCUAUCGGCAGCAGCGUGCCCUCCACACAUGCCACAAAAUCACACUCUCUCCCCAACCCUCACACCCCACCCCCUUAUCCACACUUGUUCAAUCGGGCCGAGAUGUGGAUGCAUUCGCAACCAGUUGCAAUGGGACAAAAUCGUCAACCCAAUACCUACGGCUUCCCCCCUCCGAGACCACCCCCUCAUUUCCACCCGCAACCUUUCCCCUCUCCUGGACCCCCCAUGGGGUUCAACCCAGGGCCCAAACCACUCGGUAAUCAUAGACCAGUCAGACACAGUUUCAACCACGAUGAGAACCAAGGAGGUGGUCACUGGGGGGGCAAGAGAUGGUCUGUACCAGGGUACAGUUCCUUCCCGAGGCCUGCCGUACCCAUCUGGGGUCAGCCCCCGCCUGGUCAUGCUCCACUGAUGCCUGAGCAACACGGAGACAAUCUUUUCCUGAGUGGCAAUGGGUCAUUAUCUGUAGGUGAUCCAUGGAGUUCUUCGUGGUCUAAUCUCUCCACUGUAUCGACUGCACCGACACCUCGCCAGGCUCCGCCCACUUCCUCUCAACCUCCGAUCCAUUAUCCAGUGAGCUCCUCAUCUUCGAAGGUGAUUGGGUCUGCACCAGCUGAGUCGUGGUUGAGCAGCUCAGCUGAGAGUGAAGGAUCUGAGCCGUGCGUGGGAGGAGAUCUGGGACAACUGUUGAAGAGCCUGGACAUCAGUGAUGAGCAUGUUCGUGCCCUCAAGGCCCGGAGACUCAGUCUCCAGCAGCUGCACUCCAUGUCAGAUGAGGAGUGGAGGAGCCUCAAACUGCCAGUCGGUCCACGAGUGAAGCUGAUGAAUGCUGUCUCCAACAUCACUUUGUCAGGAGAUGAGGGCAAGGGGGAGGGGAAGCCACCUCCUGAACAACCCGAGGAUCGGUCCACAGCCCCCAGUCACUGCACCCUCACAGACUAAUGACUCUUACCCAGUUCAUUUCAGUAGCUAGACAAGAACUUCUUCAACAUUGGUCAUUAUAAUAUAGCCUUAGUUGAGUUGAUCCGAUGUUUUGCUGGACAGGUACAUCAAUUUUGUGUCACCUACUCUACCACUAACUGUUUACUUGUUAUUGCAUUCUCUCUUAUCUUGCUUGAUUCAAUGUCAUGUAUUUUGUAUGCUUCUUUUUGGAAGUGGAUAAAUUGAUUCUAUAUCUUGUUCAAGAACAUG